Messenger RNA from Hydractinia symbiolongicarpus, 2062 nucleotides. RefSeq lists its product as uncharacterized. NCBI's taxonomy places the organism in Eukaryota, Metazoa, Cnidaria, Hydrozoa, Anthoathecata, Hydractiniidae. The transcript has a single exon. The record is from RefSeq and is a predicted model, not a curated record. Bases 9 to 1706 code for a protein of 565 amino acids. Gene Ontology annotation, cellular component: MSL complex. Gene Ontology annotation, molecular function: ubiquitin protein ligase activity.
GGAAAAUUAUGAACGCUACUUCGCUAUACGCACAAUUGUCGCAAAAAGUUUUAUUCAUAACUGACAAGACCGAGGAAGGAAUCCUUAAGGAAUUCAUGAGAAGUGAUAAGGGAUUUUUUAAACUGAGAUCAUUAUUACUUUGCAGAUCAUGUCGACAACUAUGCGUAGACCCACUUAGCUCAGAAUUUUGUCAGCAUUUAUUGUGUCAACAGUGCUUUCAAGAAGAUCAAACAUGUGGCUAUGGAUGUAAAUGGUGUAAAAGUAAAGAAAAUUUGAUGGCAGAUACUAGCAGCAAAAUAUUAGUCGGUUUGUAUAAAAACUUAUGCGCCAUAUUGCAUGAUUUUGUUACCGGAUCGAUCGAAAGAACCGGUACAACUCGGGAAAAAGAAAAAUUGCUUCGCUUUUUAGAUGAAGGCUGCACGAUUCCAGAUAUUGUGAUUGAGAAAAAGCCAGUUAUAGAACAGUCUAUAAAAACAAGAAAAGUUUCAAAGCUUAAAAGCGAGACUACGAGCGAACAUGAAAAAAUAGUUGAUAAAACUUGUUCCUGUUGUUGUACUUGUAAAAAUAAAACGAAUAUUGGUUCUAAUAAGGAUAUUAGUAACGACCCUAUUAAAAUUACAGCAGCCCAAAGUUCUGGAAUUAGUCUUGACGAAGAGACUUCUAAAAAGAGCCCAGAAACUUCUUUAGAUAAUGUCAGUUCAACAGUUCCUGAUGCUAUACCGGUUGAAAAUUCUGUGACAUCGGCGACUAAGCAAAACCAAAACAAAUAUGGCGACCAAAAAGAUGGCGGAAAAUCUUCGUCAAAAAUUCAAAAGACGCAUUUAAAUGUCAGUGACACUCAGUCUGCUGAAACAAAAGACGAACAUUUUUUAAAUUCCAACGAGCCUGUUGAUACUACAAAAAUUACUCCUAGCAAAUUUUAUAAGACACUAUCUUCAAUCUCAUUAAAAGAAAGAAAAAACCGAAAUAUUUUUGAAAAGUUUGGCUUAGCACUUUCUCCUCCAGAAAGCGUCGAAGAUACAAUAAAUGUCUAUUCUGUUAAACAGAAGAAAAAGAAGCACUUUAAAGGCGCUGUAUACAAGGAACAGAAAAAGAAAACAAAAAGGGAACCUAAAAUUCAGCCACUAAAGCUAAAAGUGAAAAAAAUUGGCAGCAGCAGUGGCAGUUACAAAGUGCAUUACAAUGUCUCCAAUGCAGAACAAUAUAACGAUCCCAAUGGCGACCAAAAUACAGAGGGUGUCAUGGAAAACAAUGACAAUGUCUUGUUAAAUAAUAAUACGCCAAACGAGUAUGAUAAAACUGCUAGUAUUUUAAAGGAUUUUGACCCACCCCAACCACGCAAGGUAAAGCGAAAAGCAACAUUUAUUAGUAAUUAUGCCAUUUUCUCUGAUGACAGUGACUUUGAAAUCGAUUACUCCACGAAAAAAAAAUCUAGAAAGACUUCAAUUUCAAUGAAAGAUAAGGACAUAUGUGGUUGUGGUGCAGGGAGUAAGGUAAAAUAUUUUACAGAUAUAUGCAAACGAUCACGUUGCCCAUGUUUUGCUCAAGGCAGACCAUGUGUUAAUUGCAAGUGUCGGUUUUGUUCAAAUCCUUUUUUGUUGGAUGACGAAGUGGAGGAAAGCUACAGCGACAGUGACAGUUCUAACGAUCAACCACUUAGUCAUUUAAAGAAGGAUGAAUUAGAACUUGUUGAUGUCGAAGCAUAGUCAAUUUUUACCCUAUUUUUCUCUUUAAAAUGAAAACGUUUAUUUAGUAAUAGGAACUUUUAAAUUUCAUUAGAAUUGGCAGAUAGUGGAGGUAUUUCACUAAAUGCAAUCCGAUUGAGAUCAGCAGAUGCUAGAAAUUUGAAGCGUUAAAAGGUUGGCAAACAUAUAUUUUGUUUACUUGACGAUUUCUAACAAUUUAGUCUCGUUUUUGUAUAGAAGAAUCUUUUAAUAUAUGACAAAUGUUAUGUUGUCUAGUAUGUAUGUUUUUAUCAACAGAACACACUUUGUAAUUUUCUAUAAAUUUUUGUAAAUAAAUGUGAAACAUGAGAAUCCAGACUUUGAGCGUUUCAGGGUAA